This is a messenger RNA of Nymphaea colorata (pocket water lily), 1072 nucleotides long. Its product is annotated as protein MKS1-like. The coding region runs from base 1 to 849 and encodes 282 amino acids. NCBI's taxonomy places the organism in Eukaryota, Viridiplantae, Streptophyta, Magnoliopsida, Nymphaeales, Nymphaeaceae. The transcript has 2 exons. Gene Ontology annotation, cellular component: nucleus. The record is from RefSeq and is a predicted model, not a curated record.
AUGGCUCCAUUUUUCAAGUUGCUCGGACUUGGGGCAGGCAGUUGUUUUACACGAAUCAGCUCUUCUCCAGCUCUUCUCCGGAGGUCGCCGUCGUUGACUAUUCUCCAGCGACCAAAGCGGGUCAUAAAGGCAUUGCUGCUACCACCAACGCCCACCACCUCCAUCCUUCCCCUUCCCGUCGGCACCGGUUUCUGGUCCUCGGGAAAAUCCAUGGACCGGCAGGGACCCGGAAGGCCGCCGCCUCAGAGGAAGGAGCUCCAGGGUCCGAGACCAGCUCCGCUAAGGGUUCGGAAGAACCCCAGUAAAUUCAAGAAGCCACCGCCUGGACCGUCCGCGCCACAUCUUCCGGCGGAGGAGGACUGCCCCCGGGCCGGCCCCGUCAUCAUCUAUGCGGUAUCCCCCAAGAUCAUCCAGGUGACGACGGACGACUUCAUGUCGGUCGUGCAGCGUCUCACGGGGCCGUCGCCGGGCCCGUCGCCCCGGACGCCGGCGGGAAGGUUCGGCAGCGGAGAGGGAAUGGGCGACUUCGGCCUUCCGCCGGAGGUGGAGAUCGAGAUGGACACGCUAUUGGACCGGAAGGAGGAGGGGAACCCCCAUGGCAUCCUCUCUCCGCUCCCGUCUUGCCUGCCCCCCAUUUCCCCCAAUUUUUUCCCGCUCCCGUCCUCGCUGCCGCCCUUCUCCCCCAACUUCCUCUCGAACCCUUGCAUCUCCCCCAAUUUCUGCGUGCCGUCGCCGGAUCGGGAAUUAAGCGCGUUACUGAGCAAUCUGAGCCCCACGUUCUACGGGCGUCUGUCGCCGUUGCCGCUGAUACUGUCGCCGGGCAUGACGACGGACCGGUUCCUUGACUAACUCAUUGACCGAUUGAUGGAUGGAUUGGCGCAACUGGACAAUUUAGGGACAGGUGGAAGGCAAAACCUGUAAUUUUUUUUUUCUUUAUCUUUCUGAAAGAGGGAAUUCCUUCCACCAUUUUUUUUUCGCCUCUUUUUCGUGAACGUGGAAUAUCUUGUUGUUGUAACAUGUAAGAUUGAAGAUCUGUAAACGAUAAUAAUACGACUAUUAAUGCUUCUCCUUA